CCCCAUAUAAAUUUCGGUUAACAAAAAACCAAAAAAAAAAUUUGCCCAAAAACUUCAAGGUAUAAAUGGCUAACUCUGGCACGCCCAGGGCAACUUCAACUGAUACAAAUGGCUUGGAGCUGCAACAGCUGAUAUUACGCAGCUAUAAAUCGAUGAAUAGACUAGUUAGCUUCUACAAUGGACAACUGCAUGAUGAGCUGGAUAAUCUAAUGACAUCCAUACAGCAGGAACAACGCCAAACUCGUUGCAUCAGUGAACACAGUUCACAGCUAACGGAAGCACUUGAUUUGAAAUGUUUGGCAGGAUUCAAUAGGCUCAGCCAGAACCUGAUGAUGCGGCCCAGUUGCAGCAGCUUGGAGUUCAAUAGCAGUUCUAAAUUCCGGCAACUUUAAGACAUCUACAGAACUUGGUUCAAUAAUAGUUUAUUGAAUUAAGGCACAGUGCCAUUACACAAUGAAUUGAGCACAUUUACCGAUUGUUCUUUUUCAACAAGCUACUGAGUAAAUGGUUUUAUCAAUUAUUAAAGGUGAAAUAAACAUUUUUUAAUUUA
This is a messenger RNA of Drosophila innubila, 550 nucleotides long. RefSeq lists its product as uncharacterized. NCBI's taxonomy places the organism in Eukaryota, Metazoa, Arthropoda, Insecta, Diptera, Drosophilidae. The coding region runs from base 66 to 392 and encodes 108 amino acids. The transcript has 2 exons. The record is from RefSeq and is a predicted model, not a curated record.